Xiphophorus couchianus (Monterrey platyfish) is the source of this 4337-nucleotide messenger RNA. Its product is annotated as retinol dehydrogenase 14. The coding region runs from base 339 to 1199 and encodes 286 amino acids. The transcript is spliced from 2 exons. NCBI's taxonomy places the organism in Eukaryota, Metazoa, Chordata, Actinopteri, Cyprinodontiformes, Poeciliidae. The record is from RefSeq and is a predicted model, not a curated record.
UGCCAUUUCUCCAGGACUACUUAAGAUCUAAGUUUAAGUCUUAGCAGUAAUUAGCAACAUGUGCAGUUAGACGUCAUUGCACUUUUUCAAUGGUUUUGUGUCUGUACGUCUAGAAGAAAUACAAAUAAUUUUGCAUAAUGAUUUUAAAACGUCUGUAUUAAAUAUCACGUCCAAUUGAUUUAGAUGUUAUCUUCAAAAACAAACAGAUUUUAUUCCCGGUUUUUUAAUUGGCCAACUGUCCAUCAUGAGAAUUCUGGGUAGUGAAGUCUUUCUUCCUUGUUAUUGUCACGUGAUGCUAACUGUAGCAGCAGCUCUGUAAACAGGCUUUACCAGCUAACAUGAUGCAGGGGAAGACUGUGAUAGUGACGGGAGCGAACAGCGGGAUCGGGAAAGCUACAGCAGCGGCGAUUGUGAAGCUCCAGGGCCGGGUGAUAAUGGCCUGUCGGGACCAAACCAGGGCGGAGGAGGCUGCCCAGGACAUCCGCCAGGAGACCGGGGCAGACGGCAGACAGGUCAUGGUCAAACAGCUGGACCUGGCCUCCUUGAGGUCUGUGCGCUCCUUCUGUGAAGACAUUAUAAAGGAGGAACCUCAGUUACAUGUUCUGAUCAACAACGCUGGAGUCUAUCAGUGUCCUUACACCAAAACAGAGGACGGCUUCGAGAUGCAGUUCGGGGUCAACCACCUCGGUCACUUCCUGCUUACCCACCUGUUGAUGGACCUCCUGAAACGCUCAGCACCCAGCCGCAUUGUGGUGGUCUCCUCCAAGCUUUACAAACACGGUGACAUUAACUUCGAAGACCUGGACAGUGAGCAGUUCUACGACAAGGCUUUUGCCUACAGUCGUAGCAAACUGGCAAACUUGUUGUUCACCUGCGAGUUGGCCCGCCGUCUGGAGGGCAGUGGAGUAACAGUGAAUGCUCUGACUCCAGGCAUCGUGAGGACUAACCUGGGACGGCAUGUGCACAUUCCGGUUUUAGCAAAGCCCCUUUUUAACCUGAUCUCCCGAGGCUUGUUUAAAAGCCCAGAGGAAGGAGCUCAGACUUCGGUGUAUUUGGCCUCCAGCCUGGAUGUUGACGGUGUGCAGGGAAAGUGCUUUGCAGAUUGUAAGCCUCUGGAACUUCUGGAUAAGGCCACAGAUCAGGAAGUGGCAUCAAAACUGUGGGACAUCAGUGAAGUCAUGGUGGGCAUAACGACUUGAGAACUGUCUGAGAUGCGCACGUUUUUCUUAGCAGGGUAAUGACUGAAACUGAAAGAUAUGCAAUGCCUUGGUUAUAUUUCCUUAACUUUUAGUUGUGGUGUUGAAAUAUCAAAAUGCUUUCUAUGUUUAUGGAGAUGUUUGUAUCCAUUUACAUGGUGGUUUGUUUGCAGCAUCUUGUUUCAGGUUCUAGAAUCUCUGUUUCAGUUCUUUUUUAAAUAAACUCCUAAGAUCAAAUGUUUAAAGUGUAACCUUUCUAACAGAGCUGUAGUAAUGAGUGCCCUGAGUUUCACUAGAAGUUGGAGGCCUGUAGAUUUUUUUUAUACUUUCUCUACAUUUUAUGUGUAAACCUUGAAAUAACAUGGUUGGGAUGUCCAUUCCUGAGAAGACUGACAGCUUUCUUGAAUGUUUUAAAAACGUUGUUUCUGUAAAAAAUUGACUUUAAAUACUUUGGAUAUGACCUUGUAACCCUUCUCUUAUCAAUCAACAGCAACAGUUGCUACUCUGUUGUUAUUGCUGAAGUUUUUCCACACUGUUCAAAUUCUUCUUUUUAUAGAGAUGGCCACAAAGAUGAUGGCUGGUCAAUCAAUACAUUUAAUCAGGAGCACCUGGCUGGUUUGUUCCCUCUUAAAUCCUCUACAUAGAAGCAGCAAGGGUGGGCUGGCCCAUGCUUUUUAUGCAGGUGCACAUAACAGAAUAAUUCUUAUUUACUUGCUUCAUUAGCAGCCUCCCUCAUCUAUACACGCCCCUAGAGGUUUGGAGAGGUUUUGCCUGUGGAGGGUCGCAUUUCAGAUAUCACUUUUCCCCCAGCAGGUUAGUUAGGCUUCAUUCAGCCAUACUGGUUGCUCUAAAAACCGGUCAUUAGCUGGGAAUGUUUGCUCUCCAAGUCACCCGAAAACAGCAGUUUUCUUUUUUUUUUUCCAAAUGGUAGCGGGACCUCCAGGAUUCAUGACUUUCCCACCUGUAUUGUUCAUUAGGACAUUUUCUGGAUCAUUUAUGGUGAGCUGGAAAACGAAGUAGAAACACAAAGGCAGCCACUUUAUCAACUUCAUCUCACACACAAUGCUCCUGGGCCACUUUUUAAGCAGCUCCAGUCUAUUUGUUUUACAAAUGACUCCAAUUAGUGUAAUUACAGAAUCUGAUGUUCUUAAUGGGCACUGUAAUAUUGAUAGGACCUUGAAUGCUACUUUAGAUCUGAGUAUUUCAGUCAGGCUCCUUAUCCAACACAUAAUGGAUAAAUUAAAGGAGCGCUAUGUCUGUUUGUUUCUGAGCUUCUGUUGGAAGGCUUUGCUCAUUAAUUCAUACACUGAGUUUUAUAAAAAAAUUUGUUUUUUUACAUUUUUGUAUUUUGGCAAGCAGAUCUUCAGUAAUUACUUUAUUUGUAAUUUUACUACCCCUUCACCCCCUCCUUUCUUAACAUCUUUUUUUUUGAAAGUUGCCAUUUUUGUCUUGUGUCAAAUCUGACCAAGAAUUCAGUCCUAUUAUUAUUCUAUUCAAUGCUAAAUAACUGGAAAACAUGAAAUAGUCCCUUCAGCAUUAAGGAAAGUCUUUUCCUCAGUUAGAUAAAUUUAAGUAUAUUGGAAAUAGCAGCAGAUGGAUCAACAGUUUGUCUGCAGUAAAGAGGGAGUUUCUCAAGUCUUUGAAUGAAAGAUGAAAGGAGGGGUUCUGAAUUAUUGUUCCAGGUCUAGUUCUUCAAUGUAAAUGCCAGAAAUAGCUUCCUCUGGAAUACAGGUGUCAAACUCCAUUCCUGUAACUUUUAGGUCAUGAGCACGACUCCGGAACUUGAGUGCAUGAUGGUGAGGUGAUUGACAUUUAAAUCAAGUGUGUUGGACUUGGGAUACAUCCUAAAGUGACUGAUCACUGUCCCUCAAGGCUCUCGAGGAUUUGCGUUUGCCACUUCUUCUCUGGAAAGUGGCCAAGGUCUCAGAUAUAUUGAGGACCGCUAUCUUCUGCGGGGAUCACGGAGUAAAGCUGCUGAUUUUCCAAGUUGAAAGCAGACUGAUGAGGUGAAUUGUGACUUCCAGAACUACAUUCUUACAUGUAAACAACAACUUAUUGUGGAGCAAAUCCGGAUAAUAAUAUAUGGGAACAUCAACUUUUAUAUUUUAAAAUGGAUAAAAAUAUCACAGUUGUACCUUUUUUCAUUGGUUGGGAAUUUGAACAAUAGCCUGAUUAGAUAUACCAGCCUUACCCAAAAGCGUCUGAAAUAUAUCAGUACUGACAUUAAUAAGGCUUGUAGUCGCAUGUAGUUACAACCUCAUUCACCUCAAAAAAGAUGUAGGGUCAAGGUGCCUUGUCAGCACUUAUAGGGAAUACAUUACCGGGCCUGGGUUUUGACGUCAUUAUCAGGAGAAAUACAGACAACUGUCUGCUCAGGUGUGGAAGGAGCAGCACUAUCUCACUGGCAUGGAGUCGCAAUGUGAUAAAGAUAAAAAACUAAUUUGUCAAUAAUAGUCUUUUCUAUGCUUUUAAGCCUGCAGUCCAUUAAUUGCACAUUUACUUUAGAAAUCGUUAUGCAGAGGUCAUUAAUCUUUAAUAGAACACAUAAAGUAGACUUAAGUGUAUGUAUUUAUUGUGUAAAUAUGCAAUAUUUAUGUGUGGUACUUGGAGUGGUCAGGAGGCAUUAGUGGAAGAUAUACAUCAUCUUGGUUUUAAUAAAACUAAAGGGAUUUCAGGUGAACUUGAGGCAAUAGAGUACAAGGGCUUAAGGGGCUGUUUUCUAUUUUAUGUUGAGAAUGCGAUCAAGGAUAGAAAUCCUGGGACAUCAUGCACUAUGGUAUUAUAAUCAAUCGUACAAGUGUUUACUUGAUUUUUAGACCUACAACUACAUCCGAUUAUCUCUGAGCAAUGCUGACCUUCUGAUGUUUUUUCUCUGGUUGUUGGCUGCAGCCCUACCACAACAUUGGUUACAUUUCACUGUAAGGAAUUUUCUCUGAUGGUUUUCAACAAAACAAUUCCAUUUCACUUGGGGUACAUGUCCGAGAGACCUGCUGAAGUCAUGCAUAAAUUUAAGCACAAUUGUAGUUCCCUGCUGGAUACUCAGAACCCUGGUCAUGCAGGAAUUAAAUACUGUCAGUGUUUUCUAAUGUUCAAGUUCAAGUUGCAUUACUGAUGAAUAAAUUGCAUUCUUGUGGAGAUUUU